Messenger RNA from Daldinia decipiens, 1794 nucleotides. RefSeq lists its product as uncharacterized. Gene Ontology annotation, cellular component: nucleus. Gene Ontology annotation, biological process: transcription by RNA polymerase II. NCBI's taxonomy places the organism in Eukaryota, Fungi, Ascomycota, Sordariomycetes, Xylariales, Hypoxylaceae. The transcript has a single exon. The record is from RefSeq and is a predicted model, not a curated record. The coding region runs from base 109 to 1509 and encodes 466 amino acids.
AAAUAUGAUUCCAAGCCUCUAGUUAUAGACUUGUCGCAAACAAAUAUCCUUUUGACUAAAUUUCCGUUAUUUUCCUCACCAAGCCGUCAAGGGGCACUUCCAGCAGCCAUGGACUUCCUCAUUACGGAUAUUCAGGAGAAGGAGGUGACUGUACCGACAGCUCCAAGCUUCCCUCAGGUUAAAUCAACUACGACCGGGUUCCCCGAACACAAGAAGCGAACUCGGAUUUCAGCCUUCAAGCAAAAGCGACAGGCUGCAAAACCAGAAGGAGAUAAACCAAAAGGGGAGAAACCAAAAGUUUUCACGACAGGAUCGAAAGAACCUCUUUGCCCGCCGAGUCAAGAUGCGCAACAGACAACGCGAUCAAGCGAAGAUUUCAAGCUGAACGAGCAACAAAGCAUAGAUCGCGAAAAUAAUGACAGGUUGGCAUCGAUGUCACCAGAAGAGAUAGAGGCGGCCAGGCAGGAGCUUUUCAACGGUCUAGAUCCCUCUAUACUUGAAAUGCUACUCAAACGCGCCAACUUAGACGAAUCUACUGGGCCCUCGCCUUUCGAUCCUCCCAAGUCUACCUCGCAAGAUGCCUCCUCGGACGCAAAGCCGACGCAAGAUUCUCCCGAGAUAGUAAUAGAAGAUACAUCCGCUCAAUCAAAUAGUAAUAAGCCCAACAAGAAACCUUCAGAACAGAGCGGGGCAGAAUCAGCCACUACAAAUAGCUCCAAACGCGUCCGAUGGGCCUCAGUAGCAGAUGAGGAGGAAGAAGAAGAAAAAAUGAUUCCGGAGAUGACUCCGACACCCACCUCACAACCCCCUUCCGACAACAACACCGCACAGAAUCCCCCCUCAACAGAACCCACAGAACAACGCAACACCACCGACCCCGAACAAACACCAACCAAGCCUCACUGGCCGCAGCCCCCUCAACCCGGAGACCUCGACCCGCACGACCCCGACUUCCUCCAAAAGCUUCACGACAAGUACUUCCCGAGUCUACCCGCGGACCCCUCGAAGUUAGCCUGGAUGGCGCCCGUGCCAACACCCAACUCGCCCGCCGAUUACGACAGCCCGUACCAUCCACAGCAGGAUUCCCUCCCCGUCUCCGUGCUGCGCUUCGACUUCCGGGGUUCGUUACUCCCGCCGCGGAUCGCGCGCGCCGUCCCCGUGACCAAAGGCCUGCACCACCACGGCGAGGCGCCAGAGGCCGCGGGGUACACGGUGCGGGAGCUGGCGCGCCUAUGCCGCAGCGCCGUUCCCGGCCAGCGGUGCGUUGCGUACCAGACUCUCGGUCGCAUUCUGUACCGGCUCGGGCGCGGCGAGUUUGGUGGGGUAGACGCCGCCGUCGCUCAAGGCAUAUGGGCGGAUGUGGAAGAUGGCGCCGUUAUGCGCAGUUUAUAUGAGGAGGCGGGAACCGAGGAGGGUAGAGGGCACCGUAGCGCAAGGGUGUUUGCUAUAGAAGCGAUAUGGCUAUAUGAGAAGGGCGGGUGGAAGGAGCGAUUGCGGAAGGGCAAAUAGAUAUAAAACCAAAAAAAACCGAUCAGUACGCGGGGAGCGUAUGUGUGAAAAGUCAGUUAAUAUGAUAUGCAAUGAUGUAAUGAAGCAGAUAUAUACUCAGAGGUCGUAAUAUACUGGCCCUAGCUACGUGAUAAAAAAAAGACGGUAUAUAUAUAUAUGGAUAAUCACGACAUCCCGCAAAAACGACUUACAAGCAAGCGUAAGGGACCAACGCCGAGGGCAAAGAAGAAAUCCAUGAUUUUUAGACUAUUACAACAUAACACCGUCGAGAAAAAAUGACAUGAC